CGUCCCCAGGACGGAGGCAUCUGUUGCGUCUCCUUGGGGGCCUGUGGUGUGGAGGCCCUGGACUUUGGCCAGAGGUCCUGGGGAAAGGAAGACUCUGCACUUUUCCUAUUUCACUUGCACUAGUAAUGGAAACUCCGAGUACCAGCCAUUCCAGUCUUACACGGAAACAGAUGAGUGGUGCUCAAAAACGUGGGUUGAAGAAAGCAAGGUUAGAGAAGGAGGCCAAGCUACCAAAAAUCACAUCAUUUUUCAUGAAGACCAGCCAAGGCAUGUCAUUGGAGGAAGAUAAGGUGACUCAGACUGCAGAAACAGCAACAGUGAGUGCAAUCUGCCAUGGCUCAAGUCCUGUAGAGCAGGAACAAGGUGAACAUGCGACAGAUAUGACAACACAGCAGUCAAUACCUACUGAGCAAGGUGAAGACAUUCAAACGAGAGGACGUGAAGGAGAGACAAGAGAACAUGCUGGCAAGGAAUUGAAUGUAGAUUUGAUCUCAAAAACAUUUCCUACUGACAAAGAACUCUACAGUGAACCUCUUAGUACAGAUGAAAAGAUCUUCAUUAUUUCAAAUGGGCCAUGCCAACCACCAGGUCCAUUUCCACAGCAUGGCCAGUCAAACAGACGUUUCUCAAAAACCUACGAUUCAGAAUUGAGUAAAAGUGGUCUAAAACUGCAGCGGAAAUGGCUGUGCUACUCGCCAACCUCAGACCAAGCCUACUGUCAACCAUGCUGGCUUUUUUCUCAGGACAGAGAGGGAGGAUGGGUGAGAGGAGUUCGUGACGGGCAUAAUCUGAAAGGGAAGAUAGAAGUCCAUGAAGGUGCUGUUGGCCAUCAGGAGUGUAGCACUGUUCUGGAUCAUUGGCGGCUGAACAAAACAGUGUCAGCAGAAGCAGAAGCUGCGAUUAGGAAAGAGGCAAACUUUUGGAGGCAAGUGCUUGAUAGAAUCAUCAAUGUCACACUGACCCUGGCUACGUCCAACCUGGCAUUUAGAGGUCACAGGGAAGAUGUGAGCUCAGGUGGAAAUCAUGGCAACUUUCUCUCCAUCAUCACCUUAAUUGCAAAAUAUGAUCCUGUAUUGCAAGAGUUGCUAAAUAUUCCAGAGCGACAAACAAAGUACCUGAGCCUUGCUCUUCAAAAUGAACUGAUUGAUAUACUCUCAGAAAGCGUCAAGGAAGAAAUAAUAAAGGAUGCCAACACAGCUGCAUUUUUCUCUGUCAUCAUAGACACAACACAGGAUGCUGGCAAGACAGAUCAGCUCAGCCAGGUAGUCCGCUUCGUUUCUGUUGAGACCAACGAAAAGGAUCAGCCAGUUGAAAUAAAAAUACAUGAAACAUCCUUGGGCUUUCUGGUGGUGGAGGAUCAGUCUGCAUCUGGCUUCACAGAGACUAUUUUGAAUGCUAUGGAAAGCAAUAAACUGGACCUCCUAAAAUUGCGAGGCCAAGGUUAUGAUGGAGCUGCAACCAUUAGUGGUGUCUACAGUGGUGUGCAAGCUAGAAUUCAGGCUUUACAGCCAAAGGCAACUUACGUUCAUUGUGCUGCCCACAACCUGAACCUAGUCUUGAAUGAUGCAAUGUCCAGUAUUCCAGAGAAGAGAUUAAAAACAAACAAACAAACAAACAAACAAAAAACUAUAAAGGAAGUUGCUGAACUGCUCAUGAUUGACAAUUGUGGCCUUUGCAUCAGUUACCCUGAUAUCUACACAGCAUAUAUGCUUUUCCUGACCCUACCCGUAACAGUGGCAUCUUCUGAGAGAUCAUUCUCAAAACUGAAGCUCAUCAAGAACUACACGAGGAGUUCCAUGUCGCAGGAAAGACUCAGUGGCCUUGCUCUUCUAUCCAUUGAAAAUGAAAGAGCAAAGAAAUUGGAUAUACAAAAGAUAAUAGACAACUUUGCUGAACUGAAGGCACGCAAGAAGCCAUUGAAUUAAGUUCUGGAUGGUGGGUGUGAGAUAUCAUAGUUGGGAUAUGUGCAAUGUGAAGUUCUUCAUCAAUACUGUUGUAAUAGUUCUGUUAUUUAU
Molecule: messenger RNA, 2015 nt
Organism: Hemicordylus capensis (graceful crag lizard)
Lineage: Eukaryota; Metazoa; Chordata; Lepidosauria; Squamata; Cordylidae
Product: zinc finger MYM-type protein 1-like
Exons: 2
Coding region: 126-1925 (599 amino acids)
Molecular function (GO): protein dimerization activity
Source: RefSeq, a predicted model, not a curated record